Klebsormidium nitens is the source of this 1133-nucleotide messenger RNA. Lineage: Eukaryota; Viridiplantae; Streptophyta; Klebsormidiophyceae; Klebsormidiales; Klebsormidiaceae. The record is from the annotation of a GenBank genome assembly.
CGUUCGGGUCGGACAGACAGGGUGACCUAUAUCCUAGGCUUCGCCCUGACGGGGCUUCGCAAAAAACCCAUGCGCUGCAUGGUACCAGAGUCAUGGCGGUGGCCAUAGCGAGCCGGUGCGCCCCAUCGCUCAAACCCUUCAAGCAGUUUCUUCUGCCUUGUUCGUUCUGCCAGCAGAAAACCAUGUUGCAGAAAUAUACCCCUUGGGCAACGUCAGAUAAACAAUCUGGACAUUCUGAAAUCAGAAGCGAGAAGAGCGGGGAGGAAAUGAAGAGCAAUACUGCAGCCUCUAAGGACGACAAGGUUCUUCAUCUGGUGCGGCAUGGAGUUACUGAGAUGAAUGUGUUCCUGGGAUCUGCUCCGCAAGGUUUUACAGAUCCAUUGAUGUAUGACACACGGUUGACACCAGAAGGUCGAGAACAGGCCAAGUCGGUGAACAAGAAGGUGGCUGAGUUGGGACCAAUCGAUUUGAUAGUGACAUCACCUCUUACGCGUGCAAUGGACACCAUGCAACUGGCCUUUGCUGGCGUUGACGCCCCAAAGGUAGUGUGUGAGCUUGCACGAGAAAGGCUGUGGAUGGCGUCCGACAUUGGGCGCCACCCGAACGACCUUCUGCUCGAGUACCCGGCCCUCGAUUUUUCCUCGCUGGCCGAUAUCUGGUGGCACACUGACGGGAAAGGCGACCCGCUGGCCAUCUUUCCCGAGUCGCCUGAGAUCUUCCGGGCGCGCGUUGCAGCUUUCAAGGAAUGGCUGGCGGCACGGCCGGAGCGGACGAUUGCGGUUGUCAGCCAUUGGGGAGUUUUGUUUUCCUUAACAGGUAAGGAGUUCGAAAAUUGCGAGUUGCAUACUUGCAGACUCUCUGAUCUGAAACAUAUCUAUUUGACCUGACUGGUGAAAUCAUAUUUAUAAAUGCACGCAAACUAUUCUUAGGCACGCAGUCAAUUUUGACCCGUUUUGAGUUCGGCGCUAGUGCUCAGAUAGGCUUCAAAUGGUUCAAAUACCCGUCAGAGUUUAGCAGAGGUACGCGCUGGUACGCUGGUACGCACAUUGCGAGUCCCGAGGAUCACAAGAUAUAAACAGUAGAAUUACGGCUGUCAUACCAAACUUCCUAUGCAAUAUCACACUGAUUCCACA